CAGUCAUACGCGCUACCCUCUAAACGUAACGAUUUCCUCUCGUUGUUGUUGAUUCUAUUCCUUUCUAGUUUUAUUGUGUUUGCUAUAGAACAUUCACAUGCAAAGAUGGCGCCCAUUCCGUUUGUUAUCAUCGUUACCAUUAUAUUCAGUGCUGGAACAAUGGCUGCCGAUUCAGUCGUUGCAACCAAAGAAUAUCCUGCUAGAUGUACGUCGAGUUAUUGCGAGGACAUUGAAGAGGACAUUUGUCGGGCAUUACCACCAAAUUGCACUGCCAGUCAAUCGGAUUUUUUCGGCUGGGAAGCUUUAUCACCUGAUCCUUGCAAUUGUUGCCCUUAUUGCUUUGCGUACUUAGGUGUGGAUGAUAUCUGUCCAAUUGGACAAGCGACUGGAAUUGUACCCACGCAUAUAUGUGGUCCAGGACUUUAUUGUAUCAUGAAUACGGAAACCGCAGAAUCAAGAUGCAAGACAAUGGUGGAUGUUGUAAAGAAUUUACCUGCAGAUACACCACAGUUUAAUAUGGAUUGUACUAAAGAACAAGUUGCAUACGAUCAGGCAGUGGAAAGCGGUACUCUGGGAAAUUUACAACUGCGACCUGCUUGUGACAGAAAUGGUUUCUAUGCGCCAUAUAAAUGUAUUCCUGGUGAAAUUUGCUAUUGUCAAGAUGAAUACGGAAAUCGUAUUUUUGGUGAAAUUCCAUUCACCCCGCUGGCUUCCAAAACAAUGCAUUGCGGUUGUUCGCGUCAUAAUGCGAAAAUAUCGCGUCAACUUAACGACUUCGACAAUACAUGGUCCCAGAUGCGCUGCAUGCCCGAUGGUAGUUUUGAUCCCAUUCAAUGUUUGGACGAUGCCUGUCUAUGCGUGGACACAACAGAUGGUGUGCCCACUUAUCCAGAUAACGAUUUGGUUAACAUAACUGCUUUAGACGCAGACACGAUGCCUUGUUUUGAUAACAAAUCUCACACCGAGUAUGAUUAUUACCGUGUUUGCGAAGAUACCUUCAAUCGUAAUUAUAACGACGAUUUGAAGUUCAGAUUGGACGGUUACGAGACUUAUGGAGCGACUUAUGUUAAGUGCCAGAUGGAUGGUAAUUUUGCGCUAAUUCAGAGCAACGAUAAAGAAGUAUUCUGUGCUGAUCCGAAUGGCGUCAAGAUCGAAGAAUACAGUGUACCAAUCGACGACGCGGCUAUUUCUGAAAUGGAUUGUAAAUGCGCACGCGCGAAUCUACUCAUUUCCGGUCUGGAGCGACCGGAAUGUUCACCAAACGGAAACUACAAACGUAUGCAAUGUCGACGUGGUGAGUGCAGGUGCGUGGACGAAAAUGGGAAUCAAAUCGAGAAGGAAGUUCCAAAGGAGAUUGCGGAAAGUUUGAGUUGUUGGGAGGUGGAUAAUACUCCAUCAGCUGUAAUAAUUAGUUAAUCGAUAUUUAAUAUUUAAUUUAUUGUACCCUCAGUUACGCACGAAAGCAUAAAAAAACUAUGAUACAUCUGUACAAACAACGUUCGGCGGCAUGCUGCAUGGCUUGUUAACCUCGCUGAAGAAGUAGCCUUCCUUGCAUGUCGCCAGGAUAGCUUUGAACCACUUGUACAGUGGGGCGCAUUCGUAGUAUUCGUUGCAUUUGCCAGCGGGAAAAUAUCCUGGUCCAUUGCAGGUUAUGUCGCCCAAAAAUGCUAUAAAAUGUGACGGAAAAUUGGUUAUGUUCUAACGAUUGAGGUUAGUAUUGUACUUGCGGAGGCUUCUGUUGACAUAACAGUGAGAUUUGUUGAAUCUGUCGUGGUUGUUGGCCGGGUUGUGGUUGGAGUUGUGGUUGAGGUAAUCGUAGGCGCAACAUAGUUUGGAUGGCAGCUGAGAGUAAGAAAUUUUAACAUCACAUCGUAUAAGUUUCGAAUUUCGUAAGUUUUGCGAAUUUAUUUUAUUAGCUUAUUGUUUAUUGCGAAAUCGUUUGCCAGAAGGUGUGUAAAGUAACACUUUUGCGUACGUUGCCAAUGGCAACCAUCGCACCAUGUUGGUUCGUGAAUGUGUUGUUUACAUUUGGUAAUUAACCUCAAAAUUCACUUACGUCAAAACGAUCGGCACCAAUGCAACGUGUAGGAUUAUUAUAAUGCGGAGAACAUUUCUAACAUUAAACAUCUAUCGUGGAAAAAAAAGUAUGAGUAUUACGCGUUAAAAUGGCUUCCUGAUACUCGGAGUGUUCGUGCGUUGCCCGUGCGCAAUAGAUCACUCCGCGUGCCAGAAAGUGUCGUAUGCCGCACUGAUUUUGAAUUUUUAAAAAUAACAACGAAUAAUAUGUACUUUAGUAAUAUUUUCGACGUUUCGUUUGAAAUGAUUAGAGGUGUAGACCUUGUGGGUACCGUUUAUCACUGCGUUCGUGACGCUCCGUACAAAUUAUCGCCACAACAAAUGAGUAUUUCCGCGCGCGUUAAAUGUUAUCACUUACGGCGAUUCCGAUUGACUAACACAAUGAUGUCCCUUCGGGCAGUAGAGACGCACACCGAUGUCCACCGGACUGUUGAAAACUUCGGCAAUGAUUGUGAAGGCGAUGUCGGAGACGCAUUGCACUCCCUUGACGGGCAUGCUGCUGCCACUCGGCGACACCUUGACCAACCACGCGACCGCGACGAUCCA
Molecule: messenger RNA, 2622 nt
Organism: Dalotia coriaria
Lineage: Eukaryota; Metazoa; Arthropoda; Insecta; Coleoptera; Staphylinidae
Exons: 7
Coding region: 106-1416 (436 amino acids)
Biological process (GO): cell-matrix adhesion
Cellular component (GO): basement membrane
Source: RefSeq, a predicted model, not a curated record